Sphaerodactylus townsendi is the source of this 7721-nucleotide messenger RNA. RefSeq names its product synemin (gene SYNM). NCBI's taxonomy places the organism in Eukaryota, Metazoa, Chordata, Lepidosauria, Squamata, Sphaerodactylidae. The coding region runs from base 54 to 4931 and encodes 1625 amino acids. The transcript has 4 exons. The record is from RefSeq and is a predicted model, not a curated record. Gene Ontology annotation, biological process: fast-twitch skeletal muscle fiber contraction; intermediate filament cytoskeleton organization. Gene Ontology annotation, molecular function: intermediate filament binding; structural constituent of muscle; vinculin binding. Gene Ontology annotation, cellular component: neurofilament cytoskeleton; sarcolemma; costamere.
CGCUGGGAGAGGCACCGCCGGAGGGACCCGCGCUGGCGGUUCGAGGCGCAGCCAUGCAGGACGAGCGGAGCGAGCUGCGGGAGCUGAACGGCCGCCUGUGCGCCUACGUGCGCGGGGUGCGCGCCCUGGAGGAGGAGAACCGGCGCUUGGCGCAGGAGCUGGCGGCGUGGCGCCGGCCGAAAGGGCUCCGGGAGCCCGAGGUGGCGGUGGCUGAGCUGCGCCUGGCGGUGGCCGAGCUGCGGCGGGCGCUGGGGGACGCCGAGCUGGAGCGGGACGCGCUGCGGGCCGAGCGGGCGCGCUUGGAGACGGAAGGCGCCCGGUUGGUGGAACUGCGUCGCCGCCGCCUCGAACCCGAGGCCGGCCGGCUUAGCGGGCAGCUGGAUCGCCUGGCCGCCGACUGCGCCGCGCUGGAGGCGCUGCUGGGCCGCCUGGAGGAUGAGCGCGGCCGCCUGCGGGACGGACGGCGGCGCCCGGCCGCGCUGCCCGCCCGGCCGCCGCCGCCUCCUCCAACUGCGCGCCCGCGGAGCCUGGACGUGCGGGAGCUGGAGGAGUGCUGCGCGCUGGUGCUGAGCUGGAGCGGGGCGCAGAGCCUGGAGCGCUACGAGGCCGAGCUGCGGCAGCUGGAGGAGCGCCUGAGCCGGGAGGGCGCCGAGCAGCUGCGCGCCCGCAACCUGGAGAGCCGGCGCCGGGCCGAGGAGCUGCGGCAGCGCUGCGCUCAGCUGCGCGCCUUGGCCGAGCGGCUGGAGCGGGAGCGGCUGGAGCAGGAGGAGCGCCACGGCGCCGACCUGACCGAGUACCAGAUGAUCAUCGCUGCUCUGGAAGAAGAAAAGCAGUUCCUCACCCUGUCUAUUGCAGAGUACUUAAAAGACUACCAUGAACUUCUGCAAGUGAAAGCAAGUCUCAGUCUUGAAAUUGCAACUUACAGAGCUUUGUUAGAGGGAGAAAACAGCCAGUGGAUUGUAAUGUGGGAAGAAGAAUAUGGAAGGAAAGUGCCGCAAGGGGUCCGAAACCUACUUCACGAAUAUAGCAACCGCUACUCGGCUUAUCGGCAAGAGAAAGGAAAGAUAGCUUUCCCAGCAAUCCAGAAUGUUGACACAAGAUAUAAAACCCCGGUCGCAAACAUGAGAAGCUCUGCAGUUUAUUCAUCUCAAACAAAACCAAGCAGAAUUCAGACAGCUGCUACUGAGAAAAUGUUCAAAAGAGACGCCGUCUGCUUAGAAUCCCGUCCGUCAGCAGCUUCUCUAAAGGAUAUGGCUCAUCAGAGAAUUGUGACAGACCAGAGGCGGGUCCAAACUAUCAGCCCAUCUCCUUUUAUUAGCAGAGAGAGUGAAAUUCAGCGAAGAACCAUGCCUGAAAUCAAAAGAACUGACGCCGUGAUCACAGCGUCUUUUUCAAAAGGAUCGGCAGAAGUUCGAAAAGAUACAACAGUCCCCAACACUUUGGAGAAUCUAAGGCCCAAAAUAGUUGAUGUGUCUGGUACAUCUUACAGCCUAAAUUCCAGUAAAAAAGAAACUAAAGAGAGAACCCAAGAAGGACCUGAUGCGCGAGCAAAUAAACAAAUCUGGGAAGUUCAGCCAAUGAAAGAGGAGAAGACUGUUUUGGUACAAGAAAGACACGAAAAGGAGAGAUCGGCCAGGAAAGUGGCCGAUUCUGUCCAGGAAGAAGUGGGAAAGGAAUUGGCUGGAGUUGAAACAGCAGUUAACUUUGAAAAGAAGAUGGAAAUUAAGCAUGGGACAGAGGAGAAAAGUCAUAUCAUGAAAGAACUGAACACUGGGGUUAGUAGAAAAGCAGCCAGUCUUGAAGAUGGUGGAAUAUCCAGGAGUGGAAAAUAUGUCAACUGGGAAGAACACAUUAGGGAUGAUACAUCAGGAACCAAUUUGCCAUCCGAUAUAAUGAUGGAGAAAAGUGGUUUGUUCCAAAAGGACAAAAAUGUGACAGUACAAAGCAAAGAAGCUGUUGAGAUACCCACUCCAGGCCAGCAAUUUAAAAACAACAGUACCGAAAUAACAUUACAAGACAUGAAACCUUUGAGAGGUAGACAGAAGGAUGAAACCAUACCUAAGUUCUCCAAAAACAUUCUGGAGAAGGAAUUGAACAGAGUAGGUGAAGAAGGAAGCCCAAAAAUGGAUACCUUACUGACAGAAAGCAUAGCAGAAAAUAUUGUUUCUGACAUUCUUAAAGGGUUUGUGCAGAAAUCUUCUGAUUUGGGCCUUCCCAGUGAUACCAAAUUCACCUUCUCUGAAAAGAAACUUUCCGAGGAUGGGAAAAUGAAGUCUGAGGUUACUGUAGAGUCUACAGUUCAAGAAGACCUGACCAUUUCAGAUGAGUUUGAUCUGGGACAUUUCUUAAAGAAAGAUGUUAAAGGGGCAAGAGGUGGUGAGGGAGCUUUAUCUGAAGCUGCCUUAGAAGACAUCAUAAAUGCCAGCUUGAAAAGAAAGGGGGGCCAAGGAAGGACUGUUCAGGUUGAGAUAGUUGAGGAGCCGCUAGAAUCUUUUGGUGAAGGAGCAGAAUUCCCAACACCCUUUGAAGUGGAAGAGGCAGAAGAUAUUAAGCCUGGUACAGCUGAACAUUUGUAUUACGGGGGUGAAGAGAAGGCUACCAUAAGUUCUGCUGAACUUCUUAAACAACAGCAACCCAGUGUGAUUGUGUCUCAUGUCGAAGAAGUCUCUGAGGGGGAUGAAGUUGUUGAUGAAGAAAAAUAUUUUGUAUCCACCCCAGAUGAGCAUGAGAAAGAUGAUGGCUCCGUAUAUGGACAAAUCCAUAUUGAAGAGGAAUCCACAAUUAAGUAUUCAUGGCAAGAUGAAUUUCUUCACGGAGCUCAGAAAAAGGUAAACAAAGGGAAGGUUUCACCAGAGCUUAUUUACCAAAGGGUGGGGGAAGAAGGAAAUGCCUUUUUUUCUAAGGACGAGCCACCGGUGGAGCAGGUAGCACACGCUGAAUCCAUCGUUAUUGAGAGAGAGAUUAAAAUACCACAUGAAUUUCAGGCAUCCAUAAAGAGUCUGUUUUCUGAGGAGUCGAAAGACCCCAAGCACCAGCUGAAGGAAGCGUUGGAAACUCUUGAAGACAGCCUUCCAGAAAGUGUCAAACAAGAGCUGUCAGCGCUAACCAAAGAAGGCCAAGCUGGUUCAAGCAGUUUGGAAGUUGAUAUUAAAAAAGUGGAGCAGACCAGAAAGGGGGGCUUGGUCACUAUAGUUGCAGAAGUCAAUUUGUCUGAAACAUUAGAUGCUGACCAGUUUGACACAGGAUAUCUUGGUGAAGGCCUUGCCAUUGACAGAGAGUCACCAACACGAGUCUCUAGUAUGUAUAAUUUUGAUGAACGCAAACAGCAAAAGUCAGAAAGCUACGAAGAUGGUGGAAAUAGAGUUGAAAUAAUAGAAGUUUCUUCCACGCCAUGGACUACCCAAGCAGUUUCUAGCUCGGCUGAAUUAAGCAGCAGCGAUAGCAUGAGAUACCAUACCAGUGAGCAAGUUGUCAGUGAAGGCCCAGUUUUCAGAAGUUUGGGACUUGACAGUGAAAGUGACGCAUCUCGCGUGCAAGGGACGUUCGAUAUCAACAGAUCUGUGCGGCAAAUUGUGGUUGGCCCAACAGAAAUUCACAGAACUGAGCAUAUCUUAUGUGAAGGCCCCUUUUCAGAAACUCUGGAGUUUGGUAAGGGUGGCUCCGAGGCAGGAACAACCAGUGUCAGCCGAUCCGUACAACGAUCUGCACGUGGUCCUGAAGAAAUUCAAACAGUGGAAGAAAUCAUGUAUAAAGGGCCCAUACAAGGAUCAGUUGAAGUUAGUGGUCCUGAAAACCGUACCCAGGCACAGUUUUUCACUGACAGCAAGUCCACUAAGCAUAUCAUGUUGGGCUCAAAGAAAAUCACUGACGUUUUUGAGGGGGCAGCUUCUGACUUGUCCCCAGAUGAUGAUCGCAGGGAUCUCUCAGAAACAGCAGGGUUGGCAGAAAGCAGUAGAUCCACCAGGCACAUUCAAAUAGAUCCAAAAGAGGCACACACUCAGCAAGCAUUUUAUGAAGGCCCUCUUUCUGGAGAUCUGGAACCCAGUAGAGGUGGCAACUCUAUUUCAAUUGAUGGGUCAACGAGACUCAUUAAGGUAGGACAGAAAGAAACCCCAGUCGCUGUCCAAGCCGUAUAUGAAAGAUCUUCUAAAAUGACUGAACCAAGUCAUGUUCAAGACUGGCUUUUGAAAGAAGGGACAAUGGACACUAAUACAGCCAUCAGACACAUUAAGUUAGCUCCCAAGGAAUUGGUGACAAUGGAGCACAUUGUUUUCAAAGGUCCCAUUUCUGAACAGCGCUUGGAAUUCAGCGAAUCUGGACAAACGUUUUCUUCUGAUGCGUCUGUAAGGCACGUUACUCGGGGGCAGAAGGAUAUUUGGAGCAGCGAACACGUUUCAUACCAAGGUUCCGUUUCUGAAUCGUCUGGUAUCAGCUCUGCUGGGGAAGAUGCUUCAGAAAUGGAAGGGCCCACCGAGAUCAGUCGCUCAAUCAGACACAUCCAACUGGGCCCCGCUGAAACCCACGCAGAACAGAUCAUUUUCCAAGGCCCUAUUUCUGAUAAAACGCCAAAGGUUGAUAUUGUAGAGCUUUCUCCCUCAGAUGGGCCACCAGAAACUGGGUGCAUAAAGAUAGGACCUAAGGAAGCAUCCUUUACCUUUCAGAUGGAUAUAACUAACGUAGCAGGAGGAGGCCACGGAGCAAAAAUUCUGUUACCGGGUGCAAAAGAUGUCCAUCCGGCAGAGGAUACAGCUGCAGGUAGCGAGAGAGACGCCGAACACGAGCAAAGAGCAGAGAAGGCUGCAUUUGAUCAGACUGUUCAGCUGCAAAGGAUGGUAGACCACCGAUCUGUCAUUUCUGAUGAUAAGAAAAUUGCCCUUCUUUACUUGAAUGAAAAUAAAGAAGAGGAGGAGGAGGACGGGCCUUGGUUCUGAAAAUAAGAGUUUUAUUAAAUGUUUACUUGAAGUUAAUAUAUAGCUGAUUUUUUUAAAAAGUAGCAGUUAAUGUUGAAGAGUUUGGAAUACAUUGAUGUAUUUUUGCAGAGUCCCUCAAAUACUUGCUUUUCAUGCUAUGGCUAACCACUUUGGAGCAUAGCUCGCCGCAGUUUCUCUGCACUGCUUUUGUUAAUUGCCACGAGGUUGCCUUAUAGCAGUAUUUAUCAGAGCCACCAUGAACCCCGUGUUACAGUAUUUCGUAUGCAACUCCUGUAAGCCACAUAGUUAAAGUAAGGGAAGUUUGGAGCAUUUUUUAUUGCAUGCAAUUGACUGCGUUGGUUGCUGGCCAGCAAAUACCAACAACUGUGAAUUACUUUAUUUGCAUUUCUAAUCACACUGAUAUGCAAUAAGUAUUGAGAUGCACUUAUAAGAUGUAAGUUUGCUUCACUAAGCAAUUUAUAAUUUGCUAAAAAAAAAAGAAAAAUAAUGGUAAGAUUGGCUGUUCUGGGUUUUCCGGACUGUGUGGCUGUGGUCUGGUAGUUUUACUUCCUAACAUUUUGUUAGCAUUUAUGGUUGCAGUAUUCGGAGGCAUAUCACAGAAAUAUGUGUUUCUCUCCAUGGCGCAAUUGUCAUUUUGGGUACACACUAAGGAGAGCUCCGUCGAGCCGGGAAAAGGUUCUGUGAAGCUCAGCCUCUGUUUCCACAAAAAGCCUCUGGAAUGGAUUAAAACCACCAGGACCUUUGUUCAUUCUUGGUCUAAUAUUCAAAGCCACACUGUCCCCAAUGUUCAAACAGCACUUUCGUGGCUGGUCGGUCUGUUUCCACUAGUGUUUCAUCCCAUUUCAAAAACAUCUGAGAGUUAUUGGGAGACAGAGAUGCAGGUUGCUGAUCUGCCAAAGAAGGAGGCUAGACACACCUGCUCUCUUGAAGUAUUUGGAGGGCAGGGAGCUGUUCCCAUUAGCAGCAGAGGCUAGGACUUGUAAUAACUGGUUUUAAUUAUAGGCAGAAAGGUUCUGACUUGGUAUUAGGGGGAAAAUCACAGUUGUGCAACAGUGGAAUCAGCUACCUCGGGAGGUGUCACUGGGAGUCUAGCAGUGGCUGUACAAACACUUGUCAGAGAGGCUGAUUCAGCAUUGACCAGGGGGUUGGACUAGAUGGCCUCUAUGGGCCCUUCCAACGCUGAUUCUGUGACAUACAACCAUUUAUAUAUUGUCGAAGGCUUUCCCGGCCGGAAUCACUAGAUGGCCGGCAUCUUAAGAAACAUCAGGAGAAAAUAUUAUUGGAAUUCGGCCAUACAACCUGGAAAACCCACAACAUACAUUUGAAAGUGCCUUCUGAAGUGCCUAGGCCAGUGUAGCUUAAUGGUUAGAUUAUCAGACUAGAAUCUGGAAGACAUGGGUUCGAAUCCCCACGCUGGCACGAAAUCUUGCUGGGUGACCUUGGGCCAGUCACACAGAGUCUGAUCUACCUUACAGGGUUGUUGUGGGGAUGAAAUGGAGGAGAGGAGGAUGUACCCCACUCUCUGUGGCCACUGGAGAGAAAGGUAGAGUAUUAAUGUUCUCUGUUCUCUGCUUUGACUAGCCGUGGCUCUCCAAGCUCUUGGGCCAAGACCUUUUUCUGGCCCUGCUUCCUGAGAUUCUUUAACUGGAGGUGCCAGGAACUGAACCCAGAUCCCCUGUGUGUGAGGUGCAUGUGUUCUUCUGAGCUGUGGUUCCUCCCAACGAGAGCCUAUGUGGGAAAAAGGUGUUGAAUUUUUCACUUGGAUGUUUGAAGCUGGACACAGUAUUGUCGGUGCGAGCUUCUAAUUUUAGACAUAUUUCAGUAUGUAGUUUGGUUUUUUGCACCUGUAACUGAAUAUAUUUUCCUAUAACCCUGUCAGUAUGAGACUGUGUUUAUUUUAUAUAUAUAUAUAUAUAAAGAGAAAGAGAAACAGGGAGAGAGAGAGAGACAGUAUAACUGUCUAUGGUCUAAGAGGCACACAGAUUAAAAAUUCUAUAUAAGCAUUUAUGAUAACGUGCCUCCUGUUUAACAGUUGUGUUUUAAACAGCUGGAGCUAGAAAGAUUAAUAAGAUGCUGCGCGAUGCAUAGGAAGAAUUGAAUCAAACCAAUUCUUUUCCUUUAUGGAAGGUGAACGCGACAGAGUUUGGGGGCAGUGAUUUUAUUCUAUAUUUAUAUUCUUGUCAGUGGAGCACUUUCCUUUUAAUGCUGCAAUUGUAGACACACAUUGAAAGUAAACACCGUUUGGAGCGGAGAGUUUCUUCUGAAGCAGUGCGCUUAAAACACUUCCUAAUAAUGCAGGUCCCAGUCCAGUUUAGUCAUAAUAGAAGAUGCACCUAACUUGUUCUUUUUCUUUUAGUGGUUCUUGAGUCACAACUAACUGUAACUGGAUCGGGACACACAGUCUUGAAGUAGUAGGUUUUGUGAGCAAGUGCAGUAGAGAGAGAAUUCUGUGUGAGAACAGCAACUCUCUUUAGCAGGAGUCUCCAACCGAUGGCCUUCCAGAUGGACUAUGAUUCCCAUCAGCCCUUGCCAGCAUGGUCAAGUGGCAGAGCUGAUGGGAAUUGCAGUCCAUGAACAUCUGGAGGGGCAUAGGUUAGAAGACCCCUGCUCUAUAGACUACAAAUUGCUAGAGUAGGUGAUUUUGAUGGCAGCAGAGACAUGUUGAAAUGGGUUGGGUUAUUGCCAAGUGGGACUUAAUUGGCCAUUUUUGCCUCGGCGUGUGUUUCCUGAAAUGGUUUAAUCUGUUGUGAAUUUGCACUUUUUCCACAGCUAUUAAACACUGACAGUUAA